GGGGGCAGGUGCUGGUUUGAGGUACAUAAGGCCCAUUGGAUACCCUCUGUUUUUCCAAUGAGCGUUCUGGGUCUCCCUCACUGAAUUACACGAAUCAGCUUCAGCUGCAGCUAUGGCACCCAAAAAGGCCAAGAAGAGAGCAGCAGAAGGAGCCAACUCCAACGUCUUCUCCAUGUUUGAGCAGGCCCAGAUACAGGAAUUCAAAGAAGCUUUCACCAUCAUGGACCAGAACAGAGAUGGAUUCAUUGACAAGAAUGACCUGAGGGACACCUUUGCAGCUCUGGGCCGUCUGAAUGUAAAGCAGGAGGAGAUUGACGAGAUGCUGAAGGAAGCUCCUGGACCUAUUAACUUCACCGUUUUUUUGACCAUGUUUGGUGAGAAGCUAAAAGGCGCUGACCCUGAGGAAACCAUCCUCAAUGCCUUCAAGGUGUUCGACCCCGAGGGCAAAGGAAUCCUGAGGAAGGAUUACGUCACUGAGAUGCUGACCACCCAGGCAGACCGAUUCACAGCAGAAGAAAUGGAACAGAUGUUCACAGCCUUCCCCCCAGAUGUGUCCGGCAACUUGGACUACAAGAAUCUGGUCCAUAUCAUCACACAUGGGGAGGAGAAGGAUCAGGAGUAACUCGAAGCCUCUGUACUGUCAGGCUCCACCCACUGGAGUCUGACUCCGCCCACCAAUCAGCAGUUCCCGCCCCCAAUCUUAACAGCUCCACCUUCUGCCGCGUCCACGGCUUCAUGCAACAGCCAGUUCCAAAUGGACAAUGUCCUGACAUGCGAGACGUCUCUGCCUCUGGCAUUUGCUGUUACAUUUACUCGGUGGAACGGCGAAUGUAACAUGACACGGUCACGCCCUGUUGUUCGAAGUGCACACUUCCACAAUAAAUCAUCUCGGCGCUUUUUAAUGUCCAGAAA
Molecule: messenger RNA, 912 nt
Organism: Brienomyrus brachyistius
Lineage: Eukaryota; Metazoa; Chordata; Actinopteri; Osteoglossiformes; Mormyridae
Gene: myl2a
Product: myosin, light chain 2a, regulatory, cardiac, slow
Exons: 7
Coding region: 113-622 (169 amino acids)
Biological process (GO): muscle cell fate specification; heart development; cardiac muscle contraction
Cellular component (GO): cytoplasm; myofibril
Molecular function (GO): calcium ion binding
Source: RefSeq, a predicted model, not a curated record